AUGGCACUCUUUCUUUUCUUUUAUCUGCUGGCAGUUAUAACCUUGGCUUCUGGAAAGCCGAUUUUGAUCCCGAGGCAGGCCCAGGAAGCAACACAGGGUGUUGCUCAACCCUCUUUUGACGUUACGAUAGAGUCUCUUGGAAACACGACGGUCAAGGCAGAGAUCACAAACCUAGGCUCGGAGGGCAUUCGGCUCUCUCAAAGAGGUGGUAUCCUUGACCAUGUCCCAACAAAGAAGGUCAUUGUUCAGGGCGGCGACUCAGAUCCAACAUUCAUCGGAGCUCAUGUCGAAUACAUUCUCGCCCACUUGACUGACGAUGGCUUUGUCGAAGUGGCACCUAACAAGACAGUCGCGUCCAUUUUCGACAUCGCUGACCUCUACGAUCUUACCCCGGGCCAGGAAUACACAGCCGUGGCCAAGGGAGCUCUUGAAUACACUACUCUAGGGAACAAGAACAAAUUUAUUCCCGCCAAAUAUACAUCCAACAACAUUUCGUUCACCGCGCCGGCCGACCUCACCCGUCGCAUGGAGCAACGCUCUGUACUUGAAUGUUCGGACGAGAACAAAGCAGCAGUACAAGAAGCCAUCACCCGAGCUGCUAAAAUGGCCACCGCGGCCGCCAAAGACGCACGCACAGGCAGCGCCCUCUUUCAAAAGUUCUUCAAAACUACCUCUGAAUCUGAUAUCGAGAAAGUCGCUGGUCGAUUGGAAGCUAUUGCCAAGGAAGCAACAACGACAGGCCAGCUCACUUACUACUGUGAACCUACUGCGGACGACUACUGUUCCUCAAACGUUGCGGCCAUGACCUAUCCUUCCCUUAACAAGGUCGUCAACUGCCCCGCCUACUACACCAGCACCAGAGAAUCCAACUACUGUGGAUACCUCGACCAAGCUGCUAUUACCCUUCACGAGUACUCGCACGCGAGUGCGCUGUACAGCCCCGGAACCGAAGAUGUCGGUUAUGGCUGGGACAGUGUCCUCUCUUUUAACACGCAAGAUUCAAUAAACAACGCUGAUAACUUUGCUUACUAUGCUUCCGCUGUCUAUCUUCAGUGUGCCGCCGAUGACUCUGUUAGUAUCGGGACCGCGCUCAGCGUUGAUCUUGGCAUCAGCAUUGGAGGUGACUCGGGUGACUCGGGCGACACCACGGCAACAACGACAACGGUAGAGCCCACAAAUACCCCUGAACCCACCCCUACGGGUACAACAGAAACGGGCGGUGAUACUGGCGGCGAUGAUGGCGGCGAUGAUGGUGGCGAUGAUGGCGGCGAUACUGGCACUGGCACUGGCACUGGUACUGGUACAGGCACCGGUUCAAACUGGCCCUGGGGUGGCGACGGCGGCGACGGUACUGGCACCGGCACCGGCACUGAAACAGGAACAGGAACAGGAACAGGAACCGGCGACUGGGGCAAUUGGGGCACCUGGGGCUGGGGUUCGGGCUCGGGUUCGAACUCAGGUUCAGGGUCGGGCUCAGCGUCUGACUGGACCAACAAUGCCGCACCUAGCUCAACGCCAACUACGGCACCCGUCACGACGACAACGGGCGAAGAUUUGUGGAACCUGCAGGAUCUGGUAGACUGGCUUUGGAACCAGUAUGGCAGCGGAGGGGGACAGACCCAGGGGCAGGGCAAUGCACAAGUGCAGGGACAAACGCAAACUCAGGACCAGGGAGGGAAUUCAAAUUCAAAUUCGAACUCGAACUCGAACUCGAAUCCAGAGACUACAACCAAUGUCGAGACGGCCACGACUACACAAGUUGCACAGGCAGAAGAGGAUUGCGAUGAGCAAGUGGAGGAACCAACGCAGACUCAGAGCAAGGGAGGGAAUUCAGAUUCGAAUUCGAACCCAAAUCCAGUAACUACUGCCAUUGUCGAGACGGCCACGAUUACACAAGUCGUGCAGGCAGAAGAGGAUUGCGAUGAGCAGUAG
Aspergillus puulaauensis is the source of this 1932-nucleotide messenger RNA. RefSeq lists its product as uncharacterized. Gene Ontology annotation, molecular function: metalloendopeptidase activity. NCBI's taxonomy places the organism in Eukaryota, Fungi, Ascomycota, Eurotiomycetes, Eurotiales, Aspergillaceae. The record is from RefSeq and is a predicted model, not a curated record. Gene Ontology annotation, biological process: proteolysis. The transcript is spliced from 3 exons. Bases 1 to 1932 code for a protein of 643 amino acids.